This is a messenger RNA of Solanum dulcamara, 824 nucleotides long. RefSeq names its product CRIB domain-containing protein RIC4-like. Bases 59 to 586 code for a protein of 175 amino acids. NCBI's taxonomy places the organism in Eukaryota, Viridiplantae, Streptophyta, Magnoliopsida, Solanales, Solanaceae. The record is from RefSeq and is a predicted model, not a curated record. The transcript has 3 exons.
UUCUUUCAUCAACUCUCAAAGAAAAAAAACAAUCUUUGACAAAAUAAUAAUAAUAAUAAUGAGGUAUAGAAUGGAAAGAUUUGUGUUACUUCCAUUUUCUGUGGGUUGCAUCUCUGAAUCAAGUGUUGCAAUUGGUCAUCAGCAGCAUAAAAGUUCAAGCCUUCAUCAAUCCAACUUAAUUCCCACAAGAAGCCUAGAAGAAGAGAAGGAAGAUGAGGAAGAUGAUGAGAAAAACUUGGAGGGUGAAAAUUUGAAGAACUCAUUGGCCCUUCCCAAAUUUCAGAGGCUUUUUAAGAAUUUCAAGAACUUGUCUCACAUAUUUGUGGACAAGGACCAAAUGGAAGAAGAAGAGGAAGAAAUGGGGAUGGAAAUAGGAUUACCAACAGAUGUGAAGCAUGUAACACACAUUGGAAUAGAUGGUGAUGAAGCUACUUCAUUAAUCCUUAAUUCAACAAGGACUAAUUGGGAUUAUCUUAAUCUCAAUGCCCCUAAUCAUGAUUUACUCACUCAAUUCUCUUCUAAUUUCCCUUUUGCCAAUAUGGCUAAUCACUCCCCUAAUCACACAUCCAUGGCUACUUCCUCUUAAUUAAUAUUGUAAAAUUCUACUUAAUACUUUUGGAUGUUACCAAAAGUAAUUGUACUAUGAUGAUUACUUGCUUAUAUAGUUUGUUGAGUGUGAGGAAAAAAUUCCAAAUGUAUAUUUUCUCCUCCUCUUUUUCUUUUUUACUUUACUAAAAAACAAAUGAGUUCAUUAUUAUUAUUAUUGUUGUUGUUGUUGUUUGUGUAAUCUCAGUAGGGGUGGAUCUAUAAAUAGAAAUUUCUGG